This is a messenger RNA of Suillus paluster, 1047 nucleotides long. RefSeq lists its product as uncharacterized. Gene Ontology annotation, molecular function: protein binding. The record is from RefSeq and is a predicted model, not a curated record. The coding region runs from base 1 to 1047 and encodes 348 amino acids. Lineage: Eukaryota; Fungi; Basidiomycota; Agaricomycetes; Boletales; Suillaceae. The transcript is spliced from 3 exons.
AUGGAUGGAGGUGUCUCGAUGGAGGAACUUCGGGUUGAAGAUUACCGGCUUGAUGGUCGACCCCCCUCUUAUCCGUCAGAACCAGCAUUUUGUGGCGUUUCCUUAGCCCCAGAGAAACAUGGCCUUUUUGAUAUCCAAGUAUCCCAUGACAUCAAAGAGUCCCAUUUUCCACCCCCGCACUCGAACGACCUCUGGUACGAUGAUGGGAGCGUUGUUUUGAAAGCCGGAGAUAAGCUCUUCCGGGUGCAUCGAUCUUUUCUCAGUCAGAAAUCUUCUGUUUUUGCAGCCGUACUUCCGAAAAGUCAGGCAGAAAGCACGGAAACCCAUGAUGGAUGCCCACUUUUCGCACUGGACGACGAUGCUGAAGAGUUUCGGCAGCUCCUCCUCACAAUAUAUGAGAUAUCGUACUUCGAGGACAACGUGCGGUAUUUAACUUAUUUACGUGCCCUCAUCCGUCUGGGCACGAAGUAUCAAAUGAAAACUUUGCGUGACUUGGCGCUUGAGCGACUGAAACGAGGCGUUCCCUCGACACUCGCAUCUUUCGAUGUCCCUGAACAUCAGAAGGACCGCGCAAACGCGCAACAAGACGUUCUUGCGAUCAUCAACCUCGCUCGGGAGAUCAACUGCUUGGAACUGCUUCCUUGCGCCUAUUAUUACUGUUCCCGCUUGUCGACCAGUACAAUCUUCAAGGGUAGUGAUGGAGUUGUCCUAGCCUCACCAGACAUAACCGCUUGCAUCCUCGGAAAAGACCAGCUUCUGGAUAUGCAACGCCGAACGACUCACUCUUUUUUAUACACGCUGCCGAAACUUAAUAAAUCAUGUGGCCAGGGGUGUGGAGAAAAUGAUAGGUGCUUAUUGCAAUAUUUGCAGCACCAGGACUUCACGACACCGUCCACCUUCGAGCUAUUCACAGAUUGGGAGAAGAUCGGAGUGUGUAAAGACUGUGCUCCCUCACACCAAAGCAGACAUAUGAAGGGUCGACAAGAUGCAUGGGAGCAGCUUCCCAAGAUUUUCGGAUUGGAAAGUUGGAAGAAGAUUGUCGUAUAA